AUAAAACCUGAAGCAACGCUGACGCUUGACAGACUUUGACAAGAAAACAAAACACCCGCGAAGGCUUCCGUUGACCAAAUGACAAGUAGUACUUGACCUAUCUCAAAAGAAUGGCAGAGCGAGCUGCACCGUGGCGCUCCAAGCCGAGCCAGGAGGUGGUGGAGCUGCUGCAGCGGGUGGGCGCCGUGCAGCUGUUCCUGGUGCAGCGGCCCGGCCCCACCUCGUUCGUGGUGCGCGAGGAGGGCAGCGAGGUGAAGCGCAAGGUGCAGAUCGGCUCGCGCAUCACCUGCAGCUGCUCGGCUGUAGGCGCCAACGGCACCUGCAAGGAGCUGUGCCUACACUCGCUGUUCGUGAUGGUCAAGGUGCUGCGCGUGCCGGUCGGCAACCCGCUGCUGUGGCAGCUGUCGCUUAGCGACCGUGAGCUGGAGGAGGUCCUGCGCUGCGCGAUGCAGCCGCAGCGGCCGCCGCCCGAGACCAGGACCCGGGCGGCGGCGGCGGACAAGACGCCGGCGGGGCAGGUCAAGCGCAAGGAGGUGGACGAGGACGACCCCUGCCCCAUCUGUUACGAGGACAUGGUGGGGCAGGACCCGGACAUGCUGGUGUGGUGCCGCUUCGGCUGCGGCCGCAACGUGCAUGGCAAAUGCAUGGGGGUGUGGAUGGAGCACCAGGUGCAGUCGCUGGGCAAGGAGCUGACGUGUCCGCUGUGCCGCUCCGACUGGGGCGACUUCAAGUGGAGGCCGCCGCCGCCCAAGCGCAAGGCGCGUGAGGAGUGCAAGGACGUGCACUACGGCACUCACUGCGGCGCGUGCAAGAAGGCGCCGCUGGUGGGCAAGCGGUACCGCUGCCUCAUCUGCGCCGACUUCGACCUGUGCGAGGGCUGCUUCUCGGGCGGACACCACCCGCAGCACCCGUUCGCGGUGAAGGACACGCCCACCUCCUUCGGCGCGCCAGCCGAGCGGCCCGACAUGAUGCCCACAGCCACCCGCAUUGGCGGGCCGCUGGCGGCAGUGCUGGCGGGAGCCACGGCGGCGGCGGCGGGCGUCAGCGGCGCUGCCAUCGGCGGCGGAGGCGGAGGCGGCGGGCCCCACUCCCGCAGCCAGUCCAGUACCGGGCAGGCGCCGGCGGAUGUGCCGGCGGCGCGAGAAAGUGACGUUGGGGACGGGGAGCUGGUGAUGUCGGCGGCGGGAGUGGGGGCAGGGGCUGGGGAUGGCGGCGGUGGGUUGCGGGAGGCGCUGGCGGUGGUCACGGCAGCGGCGGCGGGCGGCGGUCCGCACGUCAUGCCGCGGGUUGGCGGCGGGUCCACUGCUGCUGCGGCGUCCAGCAGGCACCCCAUACGCGGCACCACGGUGGCGCGAGCCGGCGCGGGAGGGCGCGGCGGCGGCGGCGGCGGUGGUGCUGGAAGCCAGCCGUCAAUGGCGGGUGCGGCGGGCGAGGAUGGCUCCGCGGCGCCGCCGUCCCUAGAGGCACGACUGGCGCAGCGGCGACAGGCAUUGCAGCAGCAGCAACAGCAGCAGCUGGCGGUCGAGGGUCUGACGGUGGGGCCGUCGGGAGCGGGCGGCGGCAGCGGCGGCGGAGGAGGAGGCGUUGCGGGGCCGUCUGUGGGGUUUACUGAGGCACCGGAUGUCGUGGUGCGGCGGGCCAUUCUGGGCCAGCCCUCAAGGCCGGUGCUGGUGCGGAGAGCGCGCUCUACCGCGCACGAGCGGUUGCAGCAGCAGCAGCAGCAGGAGGGGGCGGGUGCCGGCGAGCUGUCGCUGGGGCUGGCGGGCGUGCAGCUGGGCAUUGACGCGGCGGGGCCAGGCCCCAGCACGGCCGGCGCCGCCGCCGCCAUGGGUCGGCAGCUGGGCGCACACGCCAUGCCGCCGCGCCACCCCGGCCGCCCAGGCCCCAUGGGGCCCGGCCAGCUCGGGCGCCAGCCCGCAGCCGGCGGAGCCGGCGCCGCCGCCGCAGGCGGCGGCGGCGGCGGAGCCGCCGGCGGACUCGUAGGCCGGCCGCCGCUCGCUCACGGCCACCUCCACUCGCACCACGGCUCUAUAGGCGACGCUGGGGUGGCGGCGGUGCCGCCGGAGCUGGUGCUGCAGGGCCGGCUGCUGCACGGCGACACCACGACCUCGCCCGGCGCGGCGGCGGGCGGCGGCGGUGGUGGAGGAGGGGGAGGAGGAGGUGGUGCGCGGCCGCCGCCGCAGGGGCAGCAGCUUGCGCAUGGGCGGGCGGGGUUGCUAGAGCCAGGGGCGCUGGGACCAUUGCAAAGCAUCUACGCGCAGCAGCUGGGGGCAGGCGCAGUCGGCGCGGGUGCGACUGGCGGCGGCGGUGGUGGUGGCGGUGCCGGGCUUCCGGGACAGCCGAGCGGUGUGCGCUUCCGUGGUGUGGUGCCGCGCUACGGAGCGGACGCGCCUGCGGCGCAGCAGGCGGGCGCGGCAGGGCCGCAGGUGCCGGGGGCGCCGGGGCCAGGCGGCGGCCCCGCCGGGCUGCGUCGCUCGCGCUCCGCCGGCCACCCGGGGCCCGGGGGCUUGGGGCUCACCGUGACGGCACGCUCCAUGGCGCCGCACCCGCUGACGCCGCCCACGCCCAUGUACGUCGUCGCGCUGCCCAUGGCGGCGGCGGCGGCGGCGGCGGCGGCGGCGCCGGGGCGCUCCACGCAGCCGGGCCUGAUCGGCGCCGCCGCGACGGACUCUGGCGACGACGGCGGUGGCGGCGGUUAUAACGGCGGCGGAAACAGCCUGUACGGCCAGGGGCCGUACGGCACGGCGCCGUACGGCAACGAGGUGUACGGCGGUGCCAUCAUUGGUGACGACCAGCGCACGAUGCUCGCCUUCAGCCACCACAUCCCGGGCCCGGGGGCCAGCUUCCGAGUUGGCGGGCACGGCGGCGACGGCGACGAGGGCGGCGAGGUGGAUGAGGACGGGGCGCUGGGGGCUGCGGCGGCGGCGGAGGCGGCGGGGCACGCCGCCGCGGCGGCGCUGUGGGGGCGGGGCGUGUACGAGGACGAGUUCCCGCGGGGGCCGCGCAGCCCGCACCUGCACCUGUUCAGCAGCCGGCCCAACACCACAGGCAUGACGCCUGGGGAGCAGCCGGGCUACGGCGGCUUCGGCGGCGGCGACAGCUUUGACCGCAGCUACAGCCACAGCCGGAGCUUCAGCUACAGCCGCAGCCAGAGCUUUGGCAGUCCCAGCCCCAGCCGCCGGCGCUUGCACCCGCACCAUGCAUUGGAGCAUGGCGGCGGCUCCCUGCUGGCCACACACGAGGAAGAGGAGGCGGGGUCGGGCUUCGAGGGCUUUGGCGAAGGUGGAGGUGGAGGUGGAGGUGGAGGUAAAAGCGGCGCUGGGGGUGCUGGCGGUGCCGCUUGCGCUGCGGCGGUGGGGGUUGGCGGCGUCGGCAAUGGUAGACUGCCGCCGCCUAUCGACGCAGGGCCUACCCCACGUCUGACGCUGUUGACUGGCGCCAGCACGACCUCGCCCACCUCCGCCACGGCGGCGGCCAUGGCUGCCGGCCUGUCCAGCCCCGGUCGGUCAUACAGCCCGGUGCCCUCGCCCCGCCGCCUCGCCGCCGCCUCCUCCACCCUCGCCGCCGCCGCCGCCGCCUCGCCCACCUCCGCCAUCUCGCCGGUCGCGGCGCGCGGCGCCGGCGGCCCCGGCAUCACUUACUCGACUGCCACCACCACCGCCGCCGCCGCCGCCGCCGCGACAGCAGCGGGUGCGGCCAUAAGCCACCACGGCGCCUAUGGCGGCCUGCAUGACGACAAUGACGGCGGCGCAGGCAGUCACAGCCAGCGUGACAGUGUGCUGCUGGCCAGUGUGGCCGCUGAUGCCAUGGAUGACUUCAUGAGCAGCCUGCGCCGCACGCACGCCAUGCCGUCCUUUGGCAGCAGCAGCAGCAGGGCCGGCAGCGCGCUGGGGCCCGGCGUUGUGGGUGGCCUGGGAGGCGGAGCUGGAGGCGGCGGGCACAGCAGCGCUCGCAGCCUUGUGCGGCACGCCUCUCACACCGAGGCACACUCGCCCUACGCAGCGGCGAUGGCCGGAAGUGCGGGCGGGGCCGGGGCCGGCCAGUCCGGCUACGCUGCCCAGGCCGCGCACUCGGAGAACCUCAGUCGCCUGCGGCCGACAUCCAGCGGGCUCGGGUUGGUUGGGACCGACGCGCUGUGUGGUGCGCGGACAGGCCCGGGACUGGGCGCGGAACUGCCCAUUGGGCCGCGCGGUUCGUCUCGGUCCUUUGUCGGCGUGCCGCCGCUGCGACCUGUCGAGCCGGAGCACCGCACGUCCUCCGCCUCCGGCACCUACGGCCGCAGGCAGCACGCGGGUGCAGCCACACGAGACGGCGGCGGCGGCGCUAGUCCGAGGGCCGGUGCUAGUCCUAGGACCCGUGGGGCCGGUGGGCCCGGUGGGGGCUUGUCGGGCCUGGCGGGGCUCGACGACGAGGGCGGCCUCCUGGUGUCGUCCUCGCUCGAUGACACGCUGUCGAGCUUCAUGGUGCAGCGGAAGCGCAGCGAGGUGGCGGCGGCCUCGGCGGCGGCGGCGGCGGCAGUGGCGGCGGUGGCACACAUCGGCGGCGUGUCGGGUGGCCAGGUGGCGAGGGCGCGGUCGACGCUGGGGCCGGGCGGCAAUGGUACGGGUGUGGGUGUGGGUGCUGACGGGGGACUGGAGCUGAAGUUCACAAGCAUUGCCAGCAACCCUGUGUUCAACAGGCCCUACACACUGGACAUGAGCCUGGGGUAGGGGUGUUGUACAUACCAGCCCAAAGUAAAGCAAACCUGCCGUGUGUUCUGUAAUGUGCGUCGUGUGCACUGUAUAGUUGUCCGAAUUUUGCAUUUGAAGCUGCUUGUAGUUGCAUGGUAUGUGGUUGCGGGCGCGGGAACAUGCAUGGCGCCAGGGCGGCCCGUCCAUGCGACAGCGGUGAAAGGCUUUCCCUGGCUAUGCGCUGGAGGCUACAUCUGCAUCAUCCUUGAAUGCAUGUGAAAGCAUAAAGCAGAAGCAUCUUACUGAUGUGCAUAUGGUACCGUAAAGCAUCGUUGUUUUGGCAACUGCUAGGGAAGGCAGUCUGCUGCCCUUCAUGUUCGGGCAGUCGCGGCAGCACUCUGCCGCAAGCUUGAGUUCCAUUUACAAGUACGCCUUGUACAUACGGGUCGAUCAGGCUGACGACUGGUUGAGCAGGCUGAAAGAUGGUCGUGUUUUCGCGGGGUGGCCUGGGUACGUAGGAUGCCCCAGGGUCAGGAUGAAAGGACUCCGACACAGAGCUCGCUGGAUCAUCGUGUAUCAGACAUGAGGCGA
Messenger RNA from Chlamydomonas reinhardtii, 5261 nucleotides. RefSeq lists its product as uncharacterized. The transcript is spliced from 12 exons. The record is from RefSeq and is a predicted model, not a curated record. Gene Ontology annotation, molecular function: ubiquitin protein ligase activity; zinc ion binding. Bases 111 to 4709 code for a protein of 1532 amino acids. NCBI's taxonomy places the organism in Eukaryota, Viridiplantae, Chlorophyta, Chlorophyceae, Chlamydomonadales, Chlamydomonadaceae.